AUGCCCCCGACUCACGAUCAAUCAAUCUCUGUCAUCCCUUUCGUGUUGCUACAUGGAAUGUGCAAACACUUCGACGCACAGGACACGCCACUCUCCUGUCUCGUGAGCUGGCUCGUUACAACAUCUCCAUCGCAGGACUCUGCGAAUCUCUGGCGCGAUAGUGGAGAGAAGAAAGAGGGAGACCACAGUUACAUCUGGAGCGGCCCAAAUGACAAGAAAGGAUUAUAUGGCAUCGCCCUUGCAAUGCCAUGCCAUGUGAGGAAAUCCCUUAUCGGAUGGACCCCAGUCAGCGAACGUCUGCUAACCGCUCGCUUCCACCACCAACAUGGCAAGCUAACAAUCAUUGUUGCCUAUGCACCAACAGAGGUCGCAGACGACGAGACAAAGAAUGCAUUCUUUGAUCAGCUACAUCAGGUCAUCCUGCAGGUUCCCCCACAUGACAUCACUAUUGUCCUCGCAGACUUCAAUGCCACCGUCUCCUCUGCCUCACGGGACCAGCAAACCAAAAACAUAAUUGGUCCAGAAUCUCCAGAUCCCAUCACCAACAACGGCGACUGCCUCCAGCAUUUAUGCAGUGCCGGUGGCCUAUCCAUCGUAGACACGUGGUUCCCCAGGAAAAACAUACACAAAUGGACAUGGUACAGCAAUGAUGGCAAAACCCGCAAGGCCUUAGAUCACAUCAUUAUCUCCAGCCGAUGGAAAUCCAGUGUUACCAACUGUCGUGUGUACCGUGGUGCCCAGCUAGGCAACACGAACCAUCGAUUACUGGUUGCCCAGCUGAGACUGAAAUUAAAGGCUGUUCCUUCAUCAAGGGCACCACCAAGAGUGAGAUCUUCCCAUCUCCAGGAUCCAACCAUCACCUCAGCAUUUACCAGCUCCAUCUCCAACCGGUAUAAUACCCUGGCCAGAGAAGAACUCACCAACUGGAAUCUGUUUGUGUCUACUAUAAACCAGGCAGCUGCUGACUCCAUCCAACGCCCCCACCAUACACCUAGGCGUCCCUGGAUAUCACCAACAACCCUAGAAAUCAUAGAGCUCUGCAGAGCCGCCUGUCUCAGAGGCGACAUGAUUGAAUACCGUCGCCUUAAUCGCAUACGCAACACCGCAAUACAAGAAGACCGGGAGAGAUUCUGGCAAGGAGAAGCAGAACGCCUGGAGUCCGCCGCAGAAAACAGUAACUACACCCAAGUGUAUCGAACCCUGAGGUGAGUGAAAUCAGGCCCCCAACAUAAGGUGGUCUAGGUAAAGGACGCUCAGGGCAACAUACUAAACUCAGAGGAUGAAUGCAUCAACUGCUGGAAGGAGCACUUCAGCAAUCUUCUGCAUCACCCUGCACCCCAGACCGACCCCACUCUCACUGCCGCCUCCGAAAAUGCUAGUGCGAAUGAUAACUGCAGCAUAGACCCUGUCACCAGAGAAGAGGUCAUGCAAGCUCUGUCCAAACUAAAAAAUGACAGAGCCCCUGGUAUCUGUAAUAUCACAGCGGAAAUGCUGAAAUGGGGAGGUGACAACACCAUUGACUGGCUCACCGAAAUUAUCAACCGCAUCUGGGUAUCUGAGCACCCCCUGGAAGAUUGGACCAGGGGCGUCAUCCUUCCCUUCUGGAAACACAAGGGUGAUAAAAUGGUUUGCAGCAACCACAGAGGCAUUACACUCCUGUCUAUCCCAGGCAAGAUCUUCACCCGCAUACUGCUCACCAGGGCCCUCCCGGCCAUUAGAAGCAAAAGACGCCCCCAAAAGGCGGGCUUCAUGCCAAACCGCUCCACCACAGACCAGGGGCCUUAUGUAUCAAUACUUGCGUGGAACUCAUACCAGAAACGAGCGCACGCAAGGUCCGUCACGCUGAAAAAAAUCCGUAUGUAUCAAUGUGUGCGGGCGCCGAAAUCCACGUGUGUUUCCUUGAUAAAUCCCAAUCAGCAUGGAAUUGAGCGCAGAUGUCGGAGUGACUGGGCCCGUCCCCGUAACGCCCUCCUAUAAAUAUGCAGAUUUAUUUAAAUAGGGUCUCCCUGUCCUCGCACGCAGUCAAAAUGACAAGAAAAACUAAAUUUACGGCGUACGAGUUGGAGGUGCUGGUGGCAGAGGUGGAGGAGCGACAGUGUGUUUUGUUUGGCAGCCUGUCCAGUGGCGUCAGUGCAAAACAAAAACGCUUGGAGUGGGAGAAAGUUUGCGAGAGGGUGAAUGCGGUGGGUUCCGAGACACGCACCCCCGUGGAGAUUUAAAAAAAGUGGUCGGACCUCAAGGUGGAGGUCAAGCGGCGUACAGCUGCCCUCCGGAGGAGUACUGGCCAGACAAGAGGGGUUCCGGGGGAGGAGACCCUCACACAGUUUGAGCAGCGGGUGGUGGCGAUUAUUAUUACAGGGUAAGUGGCGUGUCACACAAAUGUCCACAUGCUUUGUCAUCCCACUGAGCAAAAGACGUAUAUUAGACAUCUAGUCUAAGUUUAUACUUCAUUUCAACGGCGGGAUUCAGUCUAUUUUUAGACGUGAUUUAUACUUCGCCCUUGACUUCAUUUUUCGAUAACUUUUUAUGCAAUGAACAACUGUAAUGUGCAUAACUGACCUCUAAAUACGGGAUUACAUUACCUAUAAUACCGUGGAGAGAGAUGUAAACGCAACAGAUACACAGAAGCAGGAAUUGAAAUGAACAAAUAUUUUUAUUGUGUCACAGAAAUCAAUGUGUCGGCCGUGUCGCCGGCUUGCGGAACCCCGGCCCUCGGCAGCCCGUCCGCCGGCUCGGAGUCGUCGGCCAGGACCAGCGGCAUUCGGGCCACCCCGGCCCCCGGCCCCAGCAUCAGCACCAGCGCGCCGACAAGCGGUGGAGCGUCCACCAACCGCGGCGCUUCCGCUGGACCACCCGGACGCAGUGGAAGGGUCCUCGCGGAGGGGGUCCUGCAAUCGCAGGAAGAAAUCAUCAGGGGGAUCGCGGGGAUCAACGAGCGGCUGGACCGGCUCGUAAAUGUCCUUGAGUGUCUGGUGGAGAAAAUAAAUUAAUUUGGCUCAUUGAACUGUGUAUUCUCUUCUUACCCAUUCACACUGUGGCGAUGAGAUUCUCCCGCGCGAGGACGGCGGCCCGGCAGGGAUCAGCUCGCAUCCCUCCGUCUGCUGCUGGUUUGUCGACGUGCUGCUUGGCCACGGGGAUGUGGUGCACGCUUGUCACAUUGUGAGUCACCAAACACUGCCACACAGCGUCGCCAAAGUGCGAAUCACAGUCAACGCAAGUAUCAGCUCAACGCCAAUUUCUACACCACCUCCUGACUUUGCGUUGAUUAGCGCUGGAACCGACGCUCGUUUCGCGAUGAUAAAUCUGGAAGUGUGCGCUGAUUUUGGCGUACGCAAGGUUUUCUUGCGCCGCAAGCGUUGAUACAUAAGGCCCCAGAUCUCUGCCCUCCGCCUCAUCAUUGAGAAGGUACAUGAGUUCCGGCAAAACAGACACCUCUACAUUGCUUUCCUUGACCUUAAGGCAGCUUUCGACACCGUGGACCACACCUCCCUGUGGAAGAUCCUCACCAUCCUUGGAGCUCCAAGCAAGAUCACCACCUUGUUCCAAAAGCUCUACAGCGAUGCCGAAAGCUGUGUGCGUGUCAACGGCACAAACUCGACCUGGCUUUCCAUCAACAGCGGAGUGAGGCAGGGAUGCGUAGCGGCCCCAGACCUUUUUAACUGCAUCAUUGACCACCUGAUGGAGCGGAUAUGUGCACGCAUUCCUGGGGUUAAACUCGGCAGUUACACCCUCACAGAUCUGGAAUACGCAGAUGACACCACACUAUUCUGCUCCACUCUUGACCAGUUAAAAGAAGCCUUGGAAAUCUACCAAGAGGAAUCCAACAAACUGGGCCUGAGGGUCAGCUGGCCCAAAACAAAAUUGAUGCACAUUGGAGGUGACACCCCCCCUCCUCUGCAUAUCAGUGGAGAGGAGGUUGAGUUUGUGACCUCCUUUAUCUACCUUGGGUCCAUCAUCACCAACAACGGCAACAUCAUAACCGAAAUAAACCGGAGACGCGCCCUGGCAGCCAGCGCCAUGAAAACACUCUGGAAACCGCUGUGGAGACACCACUCCAUAUCAAGAGCAACCAAACUAAGGAUCUACAACACCUCAGUCCUCUCCAUCCUCCUUUACGGAGCUGAAACAUGGCCACUCAACAAGACCCUGGCUGCCAGAAUAGAUGGCUUUGACACCAGAGCACUGCGCUCAAUAGAGGGUAUUAAAUGGCCAGAUAGGGUCUCCAACAUCACACUGAGGGAACUGACACAACAGCCCCCUGCCUCCCAACUGGCAGCACAGCGUCGAUUGCGCUGGUACGGCCAUAUCAGGAGACUCCCCCCAGAACAUCCCACUCACGCUAUCCUCCACUUCCAACCCAAAGCUGCCGGCUGGAAACGCCUCCGUGGUGCCCCCCGCACACGAUGGAUUGAUGUCGUCACCGGGGACCUACACCAACUGGGCCUGUUGCUUGCCGUAGCCGAACCCCUAGCACUGGACCGACCCCAAUGGAGAAGAUUGGUGAAACUGAUUGGCUCUACGCAUGGCGCCGUCCCCGUCGCCGAGCAAGAGACCUGA
Molecule: messenger RNA, 4557 nt
Organism: Xyrichtys novacula (pearly razorfish)
Lineage: Eukaryota; Metazoa; Chordata; Actinopteri; Labriformes; Labridae
Source: the annotation of a GenBank genome assembly